AAAAGGACUUUCUUUCUUGUGGCUCCAUUGCCUUCAACUCCAGCAGCAAAAUGGCGGUGAUGGGCAUCCAGCUUGUGGUCUCCCUUCUUGUGGCCAGCAUUAUGCAGAAGAUGGCUCCUCACUGGUCCUUUGCCCGAUGGCUUCUCUGCAAUGGAAGCUUACGCCGCUACAAGCAUCCCUCCGAAGAGGAACUCCUAGCCCUGGCAGGCAAGCAAAAGCCAAAGAGCAAGCGGGAACGGAGGAUCAAUGGAGUUAUGGACGAGAAGCCUUCCUCGGUUCCUAGAGAUAUCGAUUUGCAGCUGGAGAGCAGUCCCAUCACGGAGGAUGCUCUGGUCCUCUGCUAUUUCCUGGAAUACCAGUGGUACGUGGACUUUGCAGCCUACUCCGCUCUGGUCUACCUCUUCACCGAAGGUUACUACUGCCUGGUGGAUCCCCAGAAAGAAGCCAACAUUGGGAUCCUCUGGUGCUUGCUCACUGUCAUCUUCUCUAUCAAAAUCUUCUUCAUGGUGAUGCGCCAUUACUUCCGUUCCAAGGAAGGCGGGGAGCGUUCGGUUUGCUUGGCCUUCGCCUUCUUCUUCCUUCUGAUCGCCAUGGUGGUCCUCGUCAUCCGUGAAGACUAUCUUGAAUUUGGCCUUGAUGCAGGGUUGACCAACAUCAGUGACAGCCUAGAGGUUUUCUUGAAGGAGGAAGGUUGGGAGUGGACGAUCCCAGUGAGUAAGUUAACCUUCAAGCUGGCGCUGGUGGGCUUGUGUUCCUUCAUCGGCGGCUGUCUGACCUUUCCAGGCCUACGACUGGCUCAGACUCACCUAGAUGCCCUCAAGAUGACGGCUGACCGACCAAUGGUCCAACUCCUUCUCCACGCCAGCUUCCUUGCCCCUGUGAUUGUUGUGUUCAUGUGGAUCAAGCCAGUCUCCCGGGAUCUUAUGCUACAUGCCCCCAUGGGGAAGGAGUCAGUCCAGAUCAUGUCUGACACCACCUACAACUCUGUGCGUCUCUGGACCAUUGUGGUGCUGUGCUUCCUCCGCCUGGCUGUCACCCGUCUCCAUCUCCAGGCAUACCUGAAUCUUGCUGAUCGCUGGGUAGAGCAGAUGAAGCGAGAAGCUGGCCGUAUCACUGUGCUGGAGAUCCAGCAGAAGAUCACCAGGAUUUAUUGCUACGUAACUGUGGUCAGCUUGCAGUACCUGGCUCCGAUCCUGCUCACCCUGCACUCACACUGAUGCUCAAACUCUUGGUGAAUAUUCCUGGGGGCUGUACCCCGAAGCCGCCCUACCUCCCGGCCCUGCAUGCCAUCCCUGCCGCCUCCCCAGAUGAGACUGAGAAAGAUGAGGUCCAAGCCACUGUGGAGCACAUCACAGGGGCCCU
Messenger RNA from Sceloporus undulatus (fence lizard), 1362 nucleotides. It is a transcript of the gene TMEM161A, whose product is annotated as transmembrane protein 161A. The record is from RefSeq and is a predicted model, not a curated record. NCBI's taxonomy places the organism in Eukaryota, Metazoa, Chordata, Lepidosauria, Squamata, Phrynosomatidae.